Molecule: messenger RNA, 1722 nt
Organism: Carassius gibelio (silver crucian carp)
Lineage: Eukaryota; Metazoa; Chordata; Actinopteri; Cypriniformes; Cyprinidae
Exons: 6
Coding region: 979-1722 (247 amino acids)
Source: RefSeq, a predicted model, not a curated record
CAACUGAACACCUGUGGCAGUGCGAUUUGUAGUUGUAGAGAAAAGCCACACAUGUGUAUCAGUAAACUUGAAGUCACAGAGAGAAAUGUUUUAAGAGUUGCAAACCUGUAGACUUUUUUUCUCUCCCACAAACACAACACAACAGUUACACCUUCUCAGAUUCUUCAUUGCAGGUGCACAAAUCCUAUUCUACAAAUCACAAAUUAAGAAACUCGUACGAUCACAUUUUUGAUACAAAUGCUGCAGUGAAUAUGGUGCAAAACGCAUUUACACACCUGCAUCAAGAAAUGUGAAGUCGUGGAGAAAUGUUGAACAUCCGCAAAUCAGUACGUGAAUUCAUUCAAUGAGAGUUGCACACUUGAAGAAUAUUUUCUCAGAAAUGUCUUGUAUAUUUUUCUAACACAAACACAAAGUACAUAACUACAGUUGCUUGAAUCUGCUGCGACGAAUCUCAAACACUGUUUUUCGCUUUCAAGUGACAAGUUUUGCGCUCUCCCUUUUGCACCGAGAUAUUUGAUUCAAAAGUGAGUUGUGCAUCUGUAGAGGUAGUGGGCGGGACUGUUUAGAGAUUAGAGAAUUUCAGCCAAUCAGAAGAGCUUUGGGUCGUUGCAUGGCGCCCGAAGUAAUGAGAAGGGGGAAAAACGAACUGCCAUCUUCGUGAUCUGCCAGUGUCAAACAGCAAUAAACGUAAGUUCCUUCUUAUUAUAUUUUUCUUCUCUAAAAUCACGCACCUUUAUACAUUUGUCUAUAUUUUAAAUAAACGCGCUGAUCGGCUACGUUGAUGCAGUGUUUCUGAGUUCGGUUAGGCUUUCUUUUUUCAUGAAAGGUAACGUUAACUGUUAAGCUAGAUUUCCAGUCCUGCACUGUUAACUUUGCUAACCUUCUCAUAUUAGUUGAUACUUUCAUUAUAUUUCAUUAUGUACUUAUACAUAUUUCAUUAUGUAAUCCUUAUAUUCUCUUCUGUUACCUUCUAGAAAAAUGACAGAACAGCGUGGUUCUUCGCAGAACACAAACAUUGAGUCAGCAGUCCGUGUGCUUCUAAACUGCAUAAGAAGUGAAAGGGAAGGAACUCACACACCUCAAAACACCACUGCUCAGCCUACUGCUAUUGGGCCUUCCAGCAGCAGACCUGUAAGACCAGCCACAGUGCAGCAGGAGAUGCAAAGAUGUUUCCCCUCAAUGUAUUCUGGAGGCCUGAAAAGAAAAAGGAAGUCAGCUGAUACUCCACGUGUAUCAGUGACAAAGUUUAUGGAACUGCAGUUCUGCCUGCAAUCUGAAAACACAGACAAAACCCCAAAGGAUGAGGCAGUGCUCUUACAGGCAGGUCUUGGAAGGAGGAACAUAAACAUGGCUGAUAAUGCGGAUCACACAGAGAUAAGUCGAGUACUGCUGGAAGAAUUUCCCAAAAUGAGAGAUUUGCGUGGUGGUUGGCUGCUUACAAAAGCUUCUGGGGGCAGUGGGCGAAGAAAGACUACUCCAUUGCCCCAGGGAACUGAAGGGUACACUGCAAAAGUUCUGAAGUCCUCAUCAAACAAUGGGAAAAAUGUAAUAUAUAUUGUACCUCUUCAAGAAAAAAUAGAUACUACCCCACUGCCAUAUGAUGCUGAAGAGUUUGAAAGAAUGCCAAAAAACACAUGCAUGACUUGUGGCAAACUGAUUCCUCUGCCCCUGAUCCAGUUCCACACUGAGUCCUGUGGAGAUAAAUUUUCAGCUGACAAGUGA